This is a messenger RNA of Aspergillus aculeatus ATCC 16872, 917 nucleotides long. Its product is annotated as mitochondrial 37S ribosomal protein mS37. NCBI's taxonomy places the organism in Eukaryota, Fungi, Ascomycota, Eurotiomycetes, Eurotiales, Aspergillaceae. The record is from RefSeq and is a predicted model, not a curated record. Gene Ontology annotation, molecular function: structural constituent of ribosome. The coding region runs from base 223 to 519 and encodes 98 amino acids. Gene Ontology annotation, cellular component: mitochondrial small ribosomal subunit. Gene Ontology annotation, biological process: mitochondrial translation. The transcript has 3 exons.
GUCAGCGCGUCUCUAUGCAUUGCAAACCUCCGCGGGCAAAAUUGUCCAAAAGUCUUGGCAAGAUUGAUUGCCCUUCCCUUUUCGACCCGGUAGCAUAUUCGACUUUGGCAUUGAGCUUUGUCGCAUCAACGAUCCCUACGUUCGCUCUUCUCCUCACAAUACCGGUUGGUCUCGAGCACGAUAUAGACUUUACACACCUUAUUAAAAACAAAGCCGCCAACCAUGACUGCCUCCACCCGCCUCACCCCCAUCCGUCUCCAGACCAUCAACCACCUGCGCGUCCGGAGACCCAACAAGAACGAGCCCAAUGGCUGUGUCAAUGUCAUGUCCGCGAUGCUGAGUUGCUGGGCUUCUGCCGGUGGUUCCGUUGAGGGUUGCGCAGCCUUGGAACAGCAAUUGAGACAGUGCAUGGAUGCUCCUAAACCCAAACGCCAGGGCCGCAGCACCAUCAACUACCACCUCAUGAGAAUGUUCCCCAACGUCCGUGGACCGCAGAAGAAGGAUGGUGUUUUGGGUUAAGAAGAGAAGCGGAAAGCUUCUGGUUUUGUUUCUGGGUUCUUUUCGAUGUGUUUGGGAGCGAAGAGCGAAGUUCAAGUUGAGCAUUAAAGGUCCCGCUGUGGUUGGGAAGGGGUCUGGGCGGCCUAGGUUCGGGUUGCUUAUGGCUACAUACGUUCUGCUGUGCUGGGAUGCAGGCGAUUGGAUGUAGGUCAGGGCAGGAUCCCGAGCUCCGGUGCUGAUUCGGGUGCAUAGGACAGGUCGGGCUGAAUCAGGGCAUAUGGGCUUGCAGCUGGCGGCCGCGGCCGGCGAUUGAACAUACUGUAUUCUAUUGUGCUAACUGGAGUUUUCUUUUUUUAUGGUUCAAAAGAUACGUUUGAAGUGUUUGUGAUAGCGAUUAGUGCGUAGUUGGGGUCUUGCGG